AUGAAAUUGGGCGGUAUUUUUCAACUAGCGUUUGUUCAAAUUGAAGCUCAGAGAUCUGCGUGUCCUUCACUAUACGAUGGAACUCCUGAAUCAGGUUGCUGGAAAGAGGAAAACGGCUCAUGUAGGUUGGUCAAUCCAAAAUGCAUCAAUCUUCAUUGCGGGACAGACAAAGUCUACGCUGCCAUUUCUGAUGAUGUUUUCGCUGCGUACACAUUUGAAACACAGGAGCUUUUGCCAGAGACAUCUGACUCUUGCUCUGGAAUUCAGCUGAGAGGAAAAUAUUUUCAGUACACUGCAGGCGUUAAUAGCUGUGGAGCUUCUGUAUCGCAGGAUUACAACGGCGACCUGAUUUCUUUCACUCAUCAAAUAUCCCUCCCUUCUAAAACAUUCGACGGAAUCUACCUCCUCCGACCCGAGGUCAAAAUAGAAUUCACUUGCCGCUACCCAAUCCACGUCAACAUCGACAGCGAUCCCUUUGAAAGCGAACAUUUCACCGCAAACGCGCAUAUAAUUGGCGACGAAGUGCUGCGCACAGAAGUGAAACUAGAGAUCGCGACUGAUGUUGCCAUGUCUGAAGUUGAGGAACUCAAUAGCAAUCCUGACGCUGCGGAGGCUUUGAAGAAGUUUAUCCUCGACAAUUGGCCAGAAGAUCUUCAAAAACCUGUCGAUAUCAUAAUAGACUUCGUUGUCAAAGAAUCUAAUGCUGCCGAAUUAAAUUCACGAAAACGAAGAAUGUCCGAUCCCACUCAAAUUCAAAUUCAAAAUACCGUUUACGCUGAGCUCUCAGUAUUCGCAUCUGUAACCUUUAUCUUCGAAACUGAAACGAACGACCUUCCGGAAGUUUCAGAUUCUGAAGAACCCGGCGUCAUUACUACUUCGGCCGACCUCGCUGAGAAAACGGAAGAAGUCAUCCAAACCCUUGUCACUGAGUCUCAAAAAGCUCCCCGAACAACUGGGUCACUCGAUACAACGGCGGAUAUCAUCUUCACUGGGAUCGUUGUCGUUGCUGAGAUCACGGAAGAAAUCAUCGGAACGACGAAAAUAACGACCAAGGGAGAUAUUUCUGCAAUUGGAAGCUGGGGAAAAUCAUUCAAUCUCGAUCUCAUCGGCGCAAUCAACGAUAAAUUCUACAUGGGAGUGCCUGUUAGUGGAGUUCUUUCUAGCACCCUGAAUAUUCCUGACUUGAAGUUUUAUAUUGACACUUGCAAAUACUCAUGCGGGGAAAAAGAAGGAGUCAAUCUUAUCGAAGGAAGCUGCUACUCAUCAGUUUUGGGAGUUGAAAAUAUCAACCCGAACGGAACAAAGAUCGUCGAUGAUGUAUCUCAAUUCAGGUUCAAGUCAUUCUCCUUCACCGAGACUGCCGAGUCGACGUCUUGUACAAUAAUUUGCUCUGUAAACACCUGCCUUUCUAAUAACUGCAAUCCACCUCCAUGCGAGGGCGGACUUCUUGGAUACGAAUAA
Messenger RNA from Oikopleura dioica, 1461 nucleotides. The record is from the annotation of a GenBank genome assembly. Lineage: Eukaryota; Metazoa; Chordata; Appendicularia; Copelata; Oikopleuridae.